Lates calcarifer (barramundi perch) is the source of this 1530-nucleotide messenger RNA. It is a transcript of the gene rab3da, whose product is annotated as RAB3D, member RAS oncogene family, a. The coding region runs from base 150 to 815 and encodes 221 amino acids. Lineage: Eukaryota; Metazoa; Chordata; Actinopteri; Centropomidae. The record is from RefSeq and is a predicted model, not a curated record. Gene Ontology annotation, molecular function: GTPase activity; GTP binding. Gene Ontology annotation, biological process: protein localization to plasma membrane; regulation of exocytosis; protein secretion. The transcript is spliced from 5 exons. Gene Ontology annotation, cellular component: endosome; synaptic vesicle; plasma membrane.
CCAGGGACAGGCACAUGCACAGUCUGGAGAUCCGGGAGCGUUGCGUCUAAAGAAGAGCGCCCGACAGCAGCGCACACCCAUCGGCUUUCAGGGAGAGGUGGAAGACCGCGAGGGGAGAGACGGACGGAGGAGAAAGACAGACGUCCGAGAUGGCAUUAGCCAAAGAUCCAGGGACAGGCCCGGAGCAGAGAGAUGCAGCCGACCAAAACUUUGACUACAUGUUCAAGCUGCUGAUCAUCGGCAACAGCAGCGUGGGAAAGACCUCCUUCCUGUUCCGCUAUGCAGAUGACUCCUUCACUUCAGCCUUUGUCAGCACAGUGGGCAUUGAUUUCAAAGUCAAAACCAUCUACAGGAACGACAAGAGGGUCAAACUACAGAUCUGGGACACAGCGGGACAGGAGCGCUAUCGGACCAUCACCACAGCUUACUACAGAGGGGCCAUGGGAUUCCUGCUUAUGUAUGACAUCACAAGCCAGGAGUCAUUCUGUGCUGUUCAGGACUGGGCAACCCAGAUCAAGACAUACUCGUGGGACAAUGCUCAGGUAGUCCUGGUAGGCAAUAAGCUGGACUUGGAAGAAGACAGGCAGGUUCCAACUGAGGAUGCCCAGAGGCUGGCUACAGAGCUCGGCUUCCAGUUCUUCGAGGCCAGUGCCAAAGACAACAUCAAUGUGAAGCAGGUCUUUGACAAGCUGGUGGACGUCAUCUGUGAGAAGAUGAACGAGAGCGUCAAUGGUGAUGCCAGUCCGUCAGUCAAUCAAAAGGGAAAUGGCCUGAAGGACACGCCCCACAGCAGCCAGGGUGGCUGCGCAUGCUGAUAGCUGGCAGCGAAAAUUCAUUCAGUGCAGGUUUCAUGGUCACUCACACAUACACACACAUACACAAAUUAAUUGAAUUGCCAAAAAAAAUUGUCAUUGUGAAUGUACUUUACCAUAUGUUACUGCAAUACUAUCACGGUUGCUUGGCUCCCCUUUUUUUUCUUGUUGCCUUUUCUCAACUCAGUGGCGUCUCCAACGCUUUCUCAUUAUUUGAAUGUGCCUGUUACACUGAGAUGCCAAAGAGCUGCGUCGAGCAGCUGUGCCUUCUGCCCAAUGCCUUUGCUUUAUUGUUUCUUGUGUGGUGGGUGAGCAGCACCUGUUGCAGGUGAGGAUGUGAAUAAAAGGUAUGAACCAAAUCCACAUGGCACAGGGGGGGAUCACUGUGAUUUACUUGUGUCAUGCUGCCCCCUUGUGGGUGUCACUUGAAAAUGCAUCACUGUGACUCACUGCCGUAGACUUUAUAUCCUGUGAAUUAGCUCCUUGUCAUCCUGUUGAGGAAGAAGGCACAUUAACUGUUCAGGUUCAAAGUCAAACAUACCUGAAAGGUGCUGUCAUUUCCAGGUGUAUGUGUGUAAUCCAGACCACUGAGGGAUAUUCUCAUUUUCUUUUAAUUUAUACUUUCCUUUUUUUUGUACUUUGAAUGGUUUCUGCUAGCCCAAUGUUUCAUUUGUGUCCCUCUAAAAGUUAAGAUUAAACGAUAUGGAUCAAUAUAAAA